AUGGCGAUGACCCGAUACGUCGUACCAAUCUCCGAAUCAUCGAUUGUCCUUGAAAGUCGCCGAGAACUCAAUCAAAUGGCAGAACAAUACCCAAUGAGCACCAUGAACGCUAGGAACGGUGACUGGUAUAUGCUCAACGAUGAUGGUACCGUGCUAGCUGUCGCCUCGGAUUAUUCGUGUGCAGAGCUUGAUGCCUCGAUCGAGGACGCAAUGCAGCUGUACGGCAUCCUCCCAGAGGUCGACCACGAAGUGAGGGAAACCGUCGCAACCCAAAGUGGCGAGCAACCAGGCGCUGGACUAUCAAAUACCUGCUCUCACCCACGUUGCUUUUUGUCCUCCACAUGUAGGACAUUCAGUGGUUGCUACGUGUGCGAGUCGAAUCUUCAUAUUUGUGUUUGA
This is a messenger RNA of Penicillium concentricum, 399 nucleotides long. RefSeq lists its product as uncharacterized. The coding region runs from base 1 to 399 and encodes 132 amino acids. The record is from RefSeq and is a predicted model, not a curated record. NCBI's taxonomy places the organism in Eukaryota, Fungi, Ascomycota, Eurotiomycetes, Eurotiales, Aspergillaceae. The transcript has a single exon.